UAUUGCUAAUUUGUGAUCGGUAGUAGCACGUGAGCCAGUCAAGAAAGUCAGCAGCAAUGGGCGGUGAUCUGAAGGAAUUCCUACGGCAGGCGGCAAUGCAAGUUGGUGCAGGUGGUUCAGCGGGAUUUGUGGAAGUUUGCAUCAUGCAUCCGCUGGAUCUGGUUAAGACCCGUCUCCAACUACAGGCCACACCUGGGGCUGGCGGAGCAAAGUGUGCUACCUACUACAAUGGAGUUUUCGACUGUAUGCGGAAAAUGGCACGGGCUGAGGGUCUCUUUUCGCUUUAUAAAGGAAUUCUUCCACCGGUGCUGGUAGAAACUCCAAAACGUGCAGUUAAGUUCUUAACUUUCGAGCAAUACAAACGGUUUUUCUUGUUUGGAGCUGAUAAGCCAACGCCAUUGACUUUUUCGCUGGCUGGGCUCGGAGCAGGAGUGACCGAAGCUAUCCUGGUGAACCCGUUCGAAAUGGUCAAAGUCACACUGCAAGCAAACAAAAACAAAGUCGGUGAGGUUCCGAGUACCUGGGCCGUAACGCGGCAAAUCAUCCACGAUUCCGGCUUCGGACUGAACGGACUGAACCGUGGUCUAACGGCUACAAUCGGACGGAACGGUGUUUUCAACAUGAUUUACUUCGGAUUCUAUCACAGUGUGAAAGGAUUCCUGCCGGAGUAUGACGAUUCAGUGAAAGAGCUCCUGCGUAAGAUAGGAAUCGGUUUCGUUUCCGGUACCCUGGGAUCGAUUGUGAACAUUCCGUUUGAUGUGGCUAAAUCUAGGAUUCAGGGUCCUCAACCAGUCCAGGGGCAGGUGAAGUACAAGUCUACGUUUGGUUCGAUUGCGAUUGUCUACCGCGAGGAAGGCUUUGCCGCUCUGUACAAGGGCUUGACACCGAAGGUGAUGCGCUUGGGACCUGGAGGAGCUAUCAUGUUGGUAGUGUACGACUACGUGUAUGCGUUCCUUGAUAAUCACUUUAAGCAGUGAAAUAGAAUUCGGUAUGAACGUCAUGUGCCAGUCAGUCUCUAAGCCAGGAAUCUAAGUCUACCUCAUGGUGUUUCUUACUCGGAGUGUUACUCGCUAGGGGAAUAAUUAUUACCUAGUUCCAUGUUGAAAUAGAUCAAUUCCAAUUGUUUACCACCAAGCAUUUUUUGCAAGACAUUUUUUCGU
This is a messenger RNA of Ochlerotatus camptorhynchus, 1160 nucleotides long. Its product is annotated as mitochondrial 2-oxodicarboxylate carrier. The transcript is spliced from 6 exons. The coding region runs from base 57 to 977 and encodes 306 amino acids. Lineage: Eukaryota; Metazoa; Arthropoda; Insecta; Diptera; Culicidae. The record is from RefSeq and is a predicted model, not a curated record.